AUUUUGCAUUUCCAUUGCAAGCCAUACACCGAUCAUAAUGUCUACACAUUUGUAGUGAAUGUGUCGCUAAUUAAAGCAUUCAUUUGUGUUUUACUUUCCAUUAGUUUUACAUUUAUUUUAACGUGUGUUUUAAGCGCAACAAAAUAAGAUGGGUAACUUUGUGGUCGACUCGUUAGGGCUGAGCGAUGUACUCAAAAUGGACAAACGCCAGCUGUUAUACCAGAUCCUCAACUUUGGUAUGAUUGUGUCGACAGCCCUCAUGAUCUGGAAGGGACUCAUUGUGAUGACCAAUAGCGAGUCGCCCAUAGUCGUGGUGCUCAGCGGAAGUAUGGAACCGGCGUUUUAUAGGGGAGACCUACUGUUCCUCACCAAUCACAGGGAUGAGCCCAUACGGGUGGGCGAUAUU
Molecule: messenger RNA, 406 nt
Organism: Oppiella nova
Lineage: Eukaryota; Metazoa; Arthropoda; Arachnida; Sarcoptiformes; Oppiidae
Source: the annotation of a GenBank genome assembly